Exophiala bonariae is the source of this 966-nucleotide messenger RNA. RefSeq lists its product as uncharacterized. Gene Ontology annotation, molecular function: 3-hydroxyisobutyrate dehydrogenase activity; NADP binding; NAD binding. Bases 1 to 966 code for a protein of 321 amino acids. Gene Ontology annotation, cellular component: mitochondrion. The transcript is spliced from 3 exons. Lineage: Eukaryota; Fungi; Ascomycota; Eurotiomycetes; Chaetothyriales; Herpotrichiellaceae. Gene Ontology annotation, biological process: L-valine catabolic process. The record is from RefSeq and is a predicted model, not a curated record.
AUGGAUGCAGAUUACGGAUUUAUUGGUUUGGGUAACAUGGGCUUCCAUAUGGCAGCUAACAUGCGGAACAUGAUGGCAAAGAGUGCGACGCUCCAUGUUUUUGAUGUAAAUAAAGAUAUCUGCAACAGAUUUCUGGACAAGUUCAGCAGUAGCGGUCCCAUUAGGAUUGCAACAUCCUCGAAGGACGUAGCACGACAUUCGGUGACCUUGAUAAUGAUGGUGCCGAUGGACGAACAUGCUCGGGCAGUCUGUUUGCACCCCGAAACGGGUGUCGUUGCUGCAGGCUCCGCGAAAGACCGGCUGAUUCUUGACUGUAGCACCCUCAGUGUCUCUACGGCAAAACAUGUUGGACAACAACUGAUGGACGUCGGUGCUGGGAUUUAUAUCGACACGCCGGUCUCUGGAGGAGUUGCUGGUGCGGAGGCAGGCACACUGUCCUUCUUCUGCGGUUCCUCGAGCAAUUCUCAGAGCAACCUUAUCGUUAGACGGCUCAUGGCCACACUUUCUUGGAUGGGUGCCUCUGAUCGUAUCACUCUUUGUGGAGGCAUUGGAACAGGUCUGACAACUAAGCUUGUAAACAACUACGUCGCGUUGGGAAACCUUGCGGUGGCCGCCCAAGGCGUGGCCUUCGGCGUCCGCCAGGGAUUAGACCCCAAAAUCCUCUAUCAGUGUGUAAAAGGCUCAACCGGUGACUCCUUGGUAUGGACGGCUAUGUAUCCAGUGCCAGGUGUCAACCCCAAAUCUGCAUCGAGUAACUCCUUCAAAGCUGGGUUCUCGUCACGCCUAGGUCUCAAAGAUUUAGGUCUAGCCAUCAAGGCCGGGGAAGAGGCUGGCAUCGAUGUAUCCAUGGGAAGGACCGCGUUGGGCCUAUACAGGCAAGCAGACCAGGACCCACGGACAACUGGUCUUGACUGCGCCGCAAUCUGGCUGCACAUCAAUGACGAGGUCGGAUCGUUUUACCCAUAA